Messenger RNA from Puccinia triticina, 1386 nucleotides. RefSeq lists its product as uncharacterized. Gene Ontology annotation, biological process: transsulfuration. Gene Ontology annotation, molecular function: thiosulfate-cyanide sulfurtransferase activity. The record is from RefSeq and is a predicted model, not a curated record. The transcript is spliced from 5 exons. NCBI's taxonomy places the organism in Eukaryota, Fungi, Basidiomycota, Pucciniomycetes, Pucciniales, Pucciniaceae. Gene Ontology annotation, cellular component: mitochondrion. Bases 1 to 1386 code for a protein of 461 amino acids.
AUGGCAACAAUAAGAGAAUCGGAGGAGAGUGAUGUCGAAUCGGACGUCGCCAAGAUUCUAGACCCAGACGAAUCGUUCAUCGCCAAUCAGACCUUCGAAGACAAAUCUUUUUCCGUCGCCAAGAUUCUAGACCCAGACGAAUCGUUCAUCGCCAAUCAGACCUUCGAAGACGAAUCUUUUGCGGCGAAUGAAUCUUUCAUUGCCAAUGAUUCUUUCAUGGCCAAUCAGACCGGUGAGACCGUUGAAGACAAUUCAGAACAAAAUCGAGCAGCAGUCCUCUCAAACUCGAAUUUGGAUAAAGCUCAAACCUCCCUGCCCACCAGCGCCGGCGAUCCCAGCUACCUCCAAAAGCAAAAGACCUACGAGGCGAUCAAACAGGAAAAUAUAUCGGCCUCAAGCAAAGUCCACUCCGGUAAGAUGAGUAAUGCCCCAGCGGAGCAAGCAGUAUCACUAGUCUCACCUCAAGAGGUCAAAGCCAAAGGAAUCGAAAAUUACAAGAUCUUGGAUUGUUCUUUUUCUGACCCGAGAUCUGGUCAAUCUGCUCUUGACGAGUUCCGGCAAAGACCAAAACUUCCAGGCGCCAGCUUGUUCGACCACGAAGUUAUCGCCGAUACCGCCUACACUAUCGAUGGUACCACCAAAGUGGGGUACAUGCAGCCCGAUUCAGGCACGUUCAAACGUGAGAUGGAGCGCUUGGGUAUCACUAGAAACGACCAUUUACUCGUAUACGAUUACGAUGGCAUCAUUGCGAGCCCUCGGGCAGCAUGGAUCUUCAAUGCCUAUGGUCACCCUAAGGUAUCAGUUCUUGAUGGUGGCUUGCCGCGAUGGAUUAAAGAAGAGUGUCCGGUUGAAACCGGGUCGCCGAUCGAGCCCGAGCGAUCGGAGUACGAGCUUCCGGGAUGCGACGAGGCUCUCGCACGCGGGAAAGUGAUUUCAUAUGACGCUAUUGUUCGUAACUUCAAGGUCACCGCUGACGGAGAAAGGAUGUGUGUCUUUGAUGCACGUCCCCGAGGCAGUUUUCUCGGCACCGGUCCCGAACUCUGGCCCGGACUACCAUCAGGCCAUAUGCCACAUUCUCUCUCGCUUCCAUACACAUCCUUGUUGACCCAACCCAGCGACUCGGAGCCCUACUCGAAAUUUCUAAGCCCCGAUCAGCUCGAGAAAAUCUUCCUGGAGACCCUGAACAACGACCACAAGAAAUGGGAACAGAUCAAACACGGCCAGGAAGAAGUCGUGGUCACCUGCGCAAUAGGCAUGACUGCCUGCAUCAUCUGGCUCGCUAUUCGUCUCUGUGCCCCGACCGCAAUUUAUCCCAGAAUUUAUGACGAAAGUUGGGUCGGAUAUGUGCUCAGAAAAGACGCCCAGAUCCUCACAAACCGUGAAUAG